Messenger RNA from Colletotrichum lupini, 501 nucleotides. RefSeq lists its product as uncharacterized. The coding region runs from base 1 to 501 and encodes 166 amino acids. The transcript is spliced from 8 exons. The record is from RefSeq and is a predicted model, not a curated record. NCBI's taxonomy places the organism in Eukaryota, Fungi, Ascomycota, Sordariomycetes, Glomerellales, Glomerellaceae.
AUGCGUGUGCUGGAUAUGACUUACUCCAAAUUUCAAGAUAUUAGAAAGCCGCUUAUUGACCGAGAGUGGCUCGAAGAGAAUCGCAUUCUCAUUCCGUGCAAAGAGCGUGUAAUUGGGCCAAUUUCGCCGCCCGCUGAACAUGGGCGGAACGGCCAAAUUGGGCGGGGAGAGACCAAGGCCAGAUUUGGAGAAGGCAGUAAAACAUCAUUGAAUUCAGAAGGAUUUCCACUGACUAUCUGCGGCGUCAACUCGUCUUGGUUGCUUACCAGCUACAUCGGCAAUGAGUUUUUCUACACAUCCAAAUACUACAUCGUUAUUGUUGUCCCGGCUUCCAGGCAAAGCUACGUGCGAAAUACCAAAAAUACCAACAGUUUGGCACGAUGUCUAUUCAACUGCGACAGUGACCUGAACGAAUACCUGACUUUAGUCACUAUCCACCUCAACUUGCAUUUAACACACAGACAGAGAGCAGCUAUGACCGCCAACCCAAUGGCGCAGUAG